Messenger RNA from Aphanomyces invadans, 305 nucleotides. RefSeq lists its product as hypothetical. The annotation marks the transcript as partial. The record is from RefSeq and is a predicted model, not a curated record. Lineage: Eukaryota; Oomycota; Saprolegniomycetes; Saprolegniales; Verrucalvaceae. The transcript has 2 exons.
AUGAGUGACCUCUGUGAGCAGUUCGGCGUCACCAGGCAGGCCAUGUCUCGUAUCUCGAAGCUCGGCCAGCAGACGAAAGCCAGCACUGGGUGCGCCGACGUCAAGUCCCGCAAGCCUGGAAACUGUGGGCGCCGUCCCAUGCACACUCUAAGCCAGCUAGAGGAUACACCUGGCCGCCGCGACUGGAAUCUGCAUGUCAACCCUGUGGAAGCUGCUUCGGGACGAGAAGAUGCGCAGACGAACAAGCCGACUCAAGCCGAUGCUGUCGCCAAGCCACUAGGAGCAGCGUUUGGAGUUUGUCCGCG